AUGAAUCGAAGCGAGGGGUUGGUGCAACGAAGAAACGUACUAAAAGAAAAUACUGACGGAGCAAUAAAGGAAAACCACGACGUCGAUGAUAAGAAAAAUGAUAAAAAUUAUGAUGACGGGGAUUCUAAGGAAACUAGAUUGACACUCAUGGAAGAAGUGUUACUUUUAGGACUAAAGGAUAAGGAGGGUUACACAUCAUUUUGGAAUGAUUGCAUAUCCAGCGGUUUAAGAGGAUGUAUUUUAAUUGAAUUGGGCCUGAGAGGCCGCGUAGAAUUAGAAAGAGCUGGAAUGCGUCGAAAAGGAUUGUUAUCUAGAAAAGUAAUAGUAAAAUCGGAUACUCCUACUGGUGAUGUUUUGCUAGACGAGGCUUUGAAACACAUGAAAGAUACAGAUCCACCAGAAUCAGUGCAAAGUUGGAUAGAAUACCUUAGUGGAGAAACAUGGAACCCCAUGAAAUUAAAAUAUCAAUUAAAAAAUGUUCGUGAGAGGUUGGCGAAAAAUCUUGUUGAAAAAGGAGUGUUGACAACAGAGAAACAAAACUUUUUACUGUUUGAUAUGACCACCCAUCCUCUAACUGAUAAUGUGGUAAAAUGUAGAUUGGUAAAAAAGGUGCAGGAGGCGGCGCUGCGGCGCUCCAUCACGGACGUGGCGCACGCCGACAAGCGGUCGCUGGCGCUAUUGAUGCUGGCGCACUCGGCGGACGUGCUCGAGAACGCUUUCGCACCGCUCUCCGACGAGGACUACGAGCUAGCCACGAGGCGAGUACGUUCGCUACUAGAUCUGGAUUUCGAGGCAGAAGCGAUGCGACCGGACGCCUGUGAAAUUAUGUGGGCAGUGUUCGCGGCGUUCACUAAAUAG
This is a messenger RNA of Arctia plantaginis, 858 nucleotides long. The record is from the annotation of a GenBank genome assembly. NCBI's taxonomy places the organism in Eukaryota, Metazoa, Arthropoda, Insecta, Lepidoptera, Erebidae.